UCAAUGUUUACAACAAAUCAGAUCUCAAAGUUCAACAAAAACCGGAUGUGAUCUCGCUUCGCGCAGAAAAAUUGUGGUGAAGCUGACUCUUCUUUCCCACCUUUACAAUGCACGAAUUGAAAUAUAUUUCUUAAUGCGACGUGAUGGAUUCCUUUGAUUCGAGUGUUAAGAAGCACAAGAAACACAAGAAAGACAAGGAUAGAUCUGCUACUGCUGGGGACAAGUUGUCGGCGGAUGGUUACGGAGGAAGUCCAUUAGGAUUAAGCCCGGGUAUCAAGUUAAUUUUAAAAGUGGGUGGAUCAUCAACGCCGGAACAUAGUGAUUCUCCAGGCCCAGGAGGAGGAGGACCAAUGUCUUUAAGCGUAAUGAACCCUCAGUUCGACGUGGACGAUUCUCAACACUCUUCACUUUUCGCCCAACAUGUUCGGAAAUCUAAAAAGAGGGACAAGAAGAGGAAAAAGGAUAAGAAACAUAAACAUCACCACAAGGAUAAGAAGAGAGGGAAGGAGCUAAAGAGAGAAGAAGAUGGUGGUGAAACAUCGAUGGACAUGAGCUUCGUAAAAAUGGAGAGUGACCAAAGUAUGUCUAUUCAAAUGGAAGGAGAUGACGGAUCGUCUAUUCAAAGUCCACAACAACAAACGUCGAAAGAACACAAACACCAAAGCAAAACUCAAAAAUUCAUGGAUAAACAACCAUUUCAAAAAUUAUUAGAUUAUUUAUUAAAGACGUUGGAGAAAAAAGAUGAUCAACAAUUUUUUGCUUGGCCAGUUACAGAUAAAAUAGCACCUGGAUAUUCCUCCAUCAUUAAAAAACCAAUGGAUUUUAGUACCAUGAAAUUUAAAAUUGAAAAUGAAACGUACAUCUCAUUAUCCGAAUUAACGGAAGAUUUCAAGUUAAUGUGCAACAACGCAAUGACUUAUAAUCAACCAGACACGAUUUAUUACAAGGCAGCCAAAAGGUUACUUCAGGGAGGCUUGAAAAUGUUGGCACCCGAAAAAAUUAAAUCAUUAUUACCGUUGAUUCCAUCUAUACGAUUCUUAACUGAGGAACACCUUGGAUCUCCAUUAUUUGGUGGAUCAGGUGCAAAUGAAUCUGGCGACGUCAGUAACUCUGAUGAGGAUACAUUAGAUCUGGUUUGUUUGGAUCCUACAAAAAGUGUUCACUACGUCCCUCCACAUCCCAAUGAUCCACCUGACAUAUGUGGAGCGUUCACGGAUGAUUUAACAACGGAGGAAGUUUUGUUACAAGCAAGGCUUGCUGCAAGGGAAGCCGCUCAUCGAUUGUCUACAAAGAAACCUAAUUCUAAGAUGGGAUUUUGCAGACAGAAACCGGAUGGUAGUACUUCUCUAGCGAUAUUAACGCCAUGCAGUGGGGUAUUACCAGGGACUAAAGAGAUGCCAAUUAGCUUGGGUGCAUUGUCAGGAAAACUAACUCAUGGCACGACUCAAGUCCAUUCCUUCAAGGAAGACAAGAGGAGUUUGCAACGAUCAACAAAAACACUAGGAUAUGGAUCAUUUAGUUCGUUUGCUCCGACACAUGACUCUACAUUUGCAAAUUUAAAUCCAGAAGAAACUGAAGUUAUUGGGUCAACUUAUGGAGAGGAGACUGCUGUCCAAUAUGCUGAGAGUAUGAUAGAAUUUGCGAAAGGAUGUGACUACGCGAUGCACAUGGUUGAUGAAAUAUUGGACACGAUAACAAAAGGUGAACAUCGAAAAACUGUGAAUUUGAUUGAAGAAAGGAAGCGAAUAGAAAACGAAGAGAUUCGUCUAAAAAUUCAGCAAGAUGAAUUAACAUCACAAUUAGAAAUGGAAUGGCAAACUCAAACUACUCCAACUAUAAGUUUGGAAUCCCUACAAACACUUGGAGAUAUUGGCAUUGACACAAAAUUCUUGGAUGAUUUCAAUCCGCAGCAGAGUGCCGCGAAUGCAAUGAAAUUGCAAGAAACGGCCGAAUUGAUUGGAGACUUACAAAAAGUUCAAAAUGAAAGAUUAAGUCAACCACCAAUUCCGUAUCCACCAUACGCUCCUCAAGCUACAGAGAUGGAAUUGAGCUUGGCUUCGAAAAUUACGGAUAAUUUGACUGAGAUGGCGAAGCAAAUGACACCAGGAGAUUUGGUAUCACCAGAAGCUAUAAGAAAAGUUAUGGGGAUAGAUAUAAAUUCUGCAACGUAUAUCCCAGUCACGACGUCUAAUUAAAUUGGGGGAGGGAUCAUUAUAUUUUGGAUCCAUUUUUAACUAGCAUUGACUAAGUGAAGUUGACAUUUAUAAUGACUAAUACUUUUAUUAUUAUUGUUUUAAGGUAAUUUAGUAAUAAUAAUUUUCUAUUCUAUGCAGCACUUGCAGCAUAUUCUAAAAGCAGUAUGUAUUACAUAAUAUAUAAAUAAAAAUUAUUUGAUUUCAUACUGUUAAUAAACGUGUAAGGUCGAUUGUGUUGAAGUUUUUGUCACUUUUAGGUAAAAUAACUUAAAUAAAAUUUAAAUUAUGUAUGUACACAGAGAAUUGGUACAAUUUAUUAAAAUAAAUUAGAGUUUGGCUUAUUUUGUAGA
This is a messenger RNA of Folsomia candida, 2545 nucleotides long. It is a transcript of the gene Brd7-9, whose product is annotated as bromodomain-containing protein 7. The transcript has 12 exons. NCBI's taxonomy places the organism in Eukaryota, Metazoa, Arthropoda, Collembola, Entomobryomorpha, Isotomidae. Gene Ontology annotation, cellular component: nucleus. Gene Ontology annotation, biological process: regulation of transcription by RNA polymerase II. Bases 144 to 2195 code for a protein of 683 amino acids. The record is from RefSeq and is a predicted model, not a curated record.